Anolis carolinensis (green anole) is the source of this 2350-nucleotide messenger RNA. RefSeq names its product transmembrane protein 165 (gene tmem165). Gene Ontology annotation, cellular component: Golgi apparatus. The record is from RefSeq and is a predicted model, not a curated record. Lineage: Eukaryota; Metazoa; Chordata; Lepidosauria; Squamata; Anolidae. Bases 23 to 1180 code for a protein of 385 amino acids. The transcript is spliced from 6 exons. Gene Ontology annotation, molecular function: manganese ion transmembrane transporter activity; calcium ion transmembrane transporter activity. Gene Ontology annotation, biological process: manganese ion transmembrane transport; Golgi calcium ion homeostasis; Golgi calcium ion transport.
UGAGCGAAAGGCGAGGCGACCAAUGGGAGAGGCGGUCCCGGAGCGAGGGCGGGGCGUCUCCAAGGCUCCGUCGGCGUGGCGAAGAGGGAAGCCAGGGUUGGUUGAGGGCGCGGGAAGAAGGAAGCAGCGAUGGUGGCGGGACGACGGUUCCGCCUCGUCCUCCGCUCUGGGCGCCCGCGCUCCGCUUCCUAGCCGGGGAGGCCGCUCGGGUUCCGGGCCGGCCAUGGCGGGCCUUCCGCGGCUUCUGCUCCUGGUCUUCUUGGCCGCCGGACCGCUGUGGUCCGCGGCGGAGCCAGAGGCCGGCAACGAGCGAGAGCCGCCGCCUCAGCAGGAGCAGCAGAAGCCCCCUCCGCCUCAGCAGCAGGAGCCACAGCAGGCGGCGGCGCAAGGGCUGGAAGUCGCCCGGGCUGAGAAAGUGCCCACCCCUGUUGCUCCCGUUCAUCCUGUCAGUGAAGAUUCUACAGAGAAGACUAACUUGGGAUUCAUCCAUGCAUUUGUAGCUGCCAUUUCUGUCAUCAUUGUCUCUGAACUUGGUGAUAAGACUUUCUUUAUUGCAGCCAUCAUGGCAAUGCGUUACAAUCGCUUAACAGUGCUAGCUGGGGCUAUGCUUGCCUUAGGGCUGAUGACUUGUUUAUCAGUUUUAUUUGGCUAUGCCACCACUGUGAUCCCCCGAGUAUACACCUACUAUGUGUCAACAGCCCUGUUUGCCAUUUUUGGCAUCCGAAUGCUUCGGGAAGGCCUGAAGAUGAGUGCAGAUGAGGGUCAGGAAGAGCUUGAGGAAGUUCAAGCAGAACUCAAGAAGAAAGAUGAAGAACUGCAGAGAACAAAACUGUUAAAUGGGCCUGGAGAUGUGGAAACAGGAACUGGUCCAGCUAUGCCUCAGAGGAAAUGGCUGCAUUUUAUUUCUCCAAUUUUUGUGCAAGCUUUUACUUUGACGUUCUUAGCAGAAUGGGGGGACCGCUCCCAGUUAACAACAAUAGUUCUGGCAGCAAGAGAGGAUCCCUAUGGCGUGGCAGUGGGGGGAACAGUUGGACAUAGUUUGUGUACUGGCCUCGCAGUGAUUGGAGGGCGAAUGAUAGCACAAAAAAUUUCUGUCCGGACUGUGACAAUCAUAGGAGGCAUUGUUUUCUUAGCAUUUGCAUUCUCUGCACUAUUUAUAAGCCCAGAUGCUGGUUUUUAAUGAGGUGCUUUUCCUGUUACUGGAAAGACUGAGAAUUCAGAGCAACAAUUCUGUCCUUUCUGCCUGUAUAUAAUGUACAGAUACUUAGUCAAAGAAGCACUGAAGUUGAGAUGCUGUAAUUUUUAUAGUAACACUUCAUGGACACAGCGUGUGCUGCAGAUCUGUUUCCUCUAAAUAUUUGGGAUGUGAAUAAUGUUUUCUCAGGUGAACUGAGGUCCACCUCCUGAAAUGGGAUUUUGCUACUUUACCUAAAGAUUGCCACUAGCCAUUGCCUAAAGAUCCCAUUUGGACGAAUUACUGCUGCCCAUGGCUAGCAGUCAUGCCUUAUAAAGUGUCUAAUACUAAAUAUCAAGGAGAACCUUUUGCCUCUGAUCUUGCAAUCCAAGCACAUUAUUCCACGAUCAAAACCGAAAGUAGGGGAAUGAAGAGCUGCUCUUCAGGCUAAGCUCUCCUACACAAGAAUUUGUAAAUGCCUAAAUUUGUAACCAAUGUCUAUGUGGUGAAUCAGGUUAUUUUGGUAUGGAAUGUGCUAUUCAGAACUUAAAUGUAUUCAAAUACACAGUCCAUCUAGGUAUUUACCAGAUAAAAUCUUUUUGUAUUUAUGCUAAACAUUGGUUGCAUUUCUAGGUUAAUGUACUUGUUGAGUUUUCCUUUUAGUACUAAACUAUAAUAAUAUUUAAGAACACGAAUAAACUAGAUGUCAUCAGAUGUAAUAACAGCUUAAUUCAGGGGAAAAUAUUGGGUAGUAAAUUUAUUAUCAGGAUGUUUUACUGUAUAAAACAUUACCUUUUGACUACCUGCAGUGUUUCUGAGCUCAUUUUUCUGUGAUUUCUUUUUUGGGAAAGGUUGCUAUUCCACCUAUUUAAGUCAAUUCUAUCAUGACUUCAGUUUGACAGUUGAACUGUCCUUUUCUAAAUAGUCUAAAACAAACAUUUCUGAGUACUGUAAUUGCAGUAGUUCAAAUGCUAGAAUUAGUGUAUGCAUAUUCAAUAUGAACAGUAUAGCAGCAGUAGGAAACAAAACACCUUUCCAAAACAGGGGUGUAAACACACAUUGUACAACUCGUAGUUUAAAAACCGGAUUAAAUAGCCAAAGAGCGAAUAUUACUGUAUGUAUAAUUCAUCAGGAUGGAGUGAUUACUUGAAAAAUAAAAAAACUUUGUAAAGCUGA